Molecule: messenger RNA, 2449 nt
Organism: Plutella xylostella (diamondback moth)
Lineage: Eukaryota; Metazoa; Arthropoda; Insecta; Lepidoptera; Plutellidae
Product: protein big brother
Biological process (GO): regulation of transcription by RNA polymerase II
Cellular component (GO): core-binding factor complex; nucleus
Molecular function (GO): transcription coactivator activity; sequence-specific DNA binding
Source: RefSeq, a predicted model, not a curated record
GUAAAUGAUAAAUAAUUAAAUAGCGACAGCCCGUAUCAGUAACACUCACUCCUAUGUUGUUGCAAGCAUCUAACGUAAUUAUAGCGCAGCGCAGCUCCCUUUCAAGAGCAAAUACAAUUACAAGCUUCGAAUAAACGGCUAAUAAAUGCAGCUUUCAUGCCUGACAAAAAUAUCACGUUUCUUUUGACAUUUUAUCAGAUCCUGGGAUUUGGCUCCCCCUUUCAAAAUGUAUAUAACAUCUACACAAUAGGAACAAAAGCUUCGCUACAAAUAUAUAAAACACUUCAAACGUCGACAGCGGAUAAUGCCCAUCAUUAUACAUUCAUGUGCUCGUUUCGUUUACAGUAUUUAUUUUCAAAUGUAUCGAGGGGGAAAACCCUCUUUUCGCUUGAAAGCUUCCGAAAGCGCGGCUGGGGGCGGUGCGGCGUCGCGGACGAGGCCCGGUCGGUGAUUGGUGGACGCCCCCCCGGCAGGCCCCGCCCUGCUGCAGCUGCGGGCGGCGGCGGGGCCUCGCCGGCAGUCGAGCGGAGACGUCGAGGCAGGUGGACGUGUCGUCACUCGUGAGCCAACCUUCCGAUUCGUAGUAGCGCGGUUGAUUCAUAGUCGCGCUGAGUCAGUGUGGUGCGCGUGCGCAAGUGAUGGUGUAUGAGCCCCGCGACAGUCAGUGACCCCGUGAAGCAGGACUAGUAAUGCACGCGAUGAGCGACCCGGCGGCGCUGAGCAUGCUCCAGUUCGACUCCAUCGGCCUGUACGACCCGCCCAAACAGCGGUUCAUCUUCAAGAUGCCGCGCGUCGUGCCCGACCAGAAGGGCAAGUUCGAGUCGGAUGACCUCUUCAAAAGACUGAGCAGGGAAAGUGAGGUCCGCUACACGGGCUACAGAGACCGCCCCCAGGAGGAGCGCAUGAUGCGCUUCGCCACCGGCUGCCGCGAGGGCCACACGGAGAUCGCCUUCACGGCCACCGGCACCAACCUGCAGCUCGUGUUUGACCACUCGCCUUAUAACAACCGAGGCUGUGAUUUCAAUAAGGAGAACGGGAAGGUGCACAUCGUGUCGCGGUUCAUCAUGAACGGCGUGUGCGUGCGGUGGCGCGGCUGGCUCAACCUGGAGAAGCUGGACGGCGCGGGCUGCCUGGAGCUGGACGAGGAGCGCGCGGCCAGCGAGGACGCGGCGCUGCGCGACCAGAUCGAGCGCUACUCGCAGCGCCUGCGCGACUUCGAGGAGAAGCGCAUGUACCGCGAGCACGGCGACGACAUGCGCGCGCGCUGCCACCCCCCGCGCGCGCCGCACCCCGCGCCCCCGCACCCGCACGCGCACGCGCACGCCGCGCACCCGCUGCACCUCAAGCCGCACUCGCAGGGCGCGCUCAUCUCCUAGAUCUACACCACCGCCGCCUCGCAUGAUGAUUCCUAGACGUGUACCUGUGUAAUGUGGUACGAUAACAGCAUUUAUUACCGCGAUUAUUUUCGCAAAAUUUAUUGAGUGAUUAUGAGGACUGCUCUGUGGUUACAAGUUGACAAGUUCGUAGUUAUGAAGGCUCGCAAGAGUAGCCUCGACAGUCGAAAUCUUUGAGUAGGUCGACUCGAGAGCUGUUAUAGUAGUCGCCUAUCUCAAUAUAAACACUUUCGGGGUAGGAAAGAUGUGCGUUGCUGCUCCAAUAGAGCACCGAUGUUAUGUAUUCCCAUUUUAAUAGAUGUAGGAGUAUCGUACACCGUCUGUAUAAUUAUGUAAUUUACCAAAUAGUUGCCCUAACCAGGAGGCGUAACCUUUGACAUGACAACGUGCAUCAUUAGCCGUUGCAUGAGACCUCUUACCUUAUAAUUGUCGACUGCUUACGAACAAUGUAAAAUUUACUGUUUAAGUACCUACUUAUCUCCACCAAAAAUAGCGAAUAAGGUGUCGUAAUAAUGUACCUAUAUGUUUGAAAAGUUAUAACAUUUACUUUAGUCUUAUAAAAAAUUAUAGCUGCAAUGAUAGAUAUCAUAAGAGAAUGUUAAAAUGUCUACCAAUAUAAUCAGAUAAAUGUAUACUCCCAAGAAGUUUAGUUCGUGAAUACUCGUGAAGACAUACAGGACCAUCUUAGGAAAUAUAGAAAAGUAUUACUUAUAGCAAGAUCUCAACUUAAGCAUAUUAUGUGAUUCGUAAAAUAGCCCUGUAUGCCUUUCUGUAGUCUACAGUGAUUUAAUAAACUAUAUUAUCAAAUCAGUCAAGAACAACAUCUAUCGACCAUCUAGAUUCUAGAAAAUACAUUUAAAAGUCUAAAAUAGCAUCCAUCCUAAGUUAAUUAAUGUUUUCGUUCAUUAUUUUUCCAAAUUCCUAAGUACUCUAUUAGUUAAAUGUUCUUGUUCUAAACUUGUGUUACGUGUUAAUUAAUUUUAAGUUGAUUUUAUAUUACGACAGAAAUCAAACUAUUGUGAUAGAAAUGUAAAUAAAUGUUUAAGCUAACUAAA